Messenger RNA from Naegleria fowleri, 4314 nucleotides. RefSeq lists its product as uncharacterized. The transcript has 2 exons. Gene Ontology annotation, biological process: intracellular signal transduction. The record is from RefSeq and is a predicted model, not a curated record. Bases 1 to 4314 code for a protein of 1437 amino acids. Lineage: Eukaryota; Heterolobosea; Eutetramitea; Acrasida; Naegleriidae.
AUGAACUCUCCAACAAAUUCUGAAGUGCAAAACACUUCAAGCUCCACUCCCCUCACGCCCAGAGUCUCUGAACUCAAACAAAUUUGGGAAGAAACCAUCCGAAAACAUGAAGAAAGUGUCAAGUCAGCAUCAUUCAAGAUACAUUCGGUCGCUUGCUUGACCAAUAAUGUUGAUAUUAAUAAUAAUAAUAAUACUAGCACUACCUCUACCACUCCCAACAACAACCCGAUCCUCAUCAAUGGCUCCAAAAGUAGUUCCACCACAUCACACACUCCUCCUUCUUCCACAUCCUCAUCGAUCACCGCCAGCAUUUCCAACAUGAAUCGCAACAUGCGAGAAUUUUCGCAAUCCAUUUCUUCUUCUUCCCUAACGAAUAGUGAUGAUGAUCAUUCUUUCACAACCAUCACAACCACCACCACACCAUCCUCAUCUUCUUCUUCUGCAUCAAUAACAACCUCCACAACCUUACGUAAAGCUCCAUUACUCAUUUCAUCCAGCAAGGAUGAUCAUGACAAACACAAAUAUUUGUCGAAUUCGUCCAUUCAAAGUUUGAUUUCAGUAGUGAAUCCUUCUGAAAUUGUACGUCAACAACAACAUCACAACAAGCAUCAUGUAAGCCCUUCGAAAGUGAGUCAAACCAUUCUAAAAUUCACAAACAUGUUUCAGAAAGCUUCUGCUGCUUCAUUCUCGAGUAGUAGUCCUUCGAUGGUCUUCCAUCAAAAGAAUGGAAAUUUGAACUCGAGUGCUGUUGUUGAGAGAAGAUCAUUUUCACAUUUUCAUUCAUCGAGUCCAUCGAGUCCUCAAUUACAGGGUGACUAUUUAAAACAAAUGAAUCACAACAAUGAGAAAUCAACAAACGUAGCAGCUGUAGGAGGAGGAGAUGCACAACAACAUGUAAAUAGUAAUAGGCUGAACACGGCCAAAUUGGAUUUGAACACAUUGGAUUCAAACCCAACAACAACAAUUGAAUCCAAACAAGAAAAGCAACACCCGAUAGAAACUCCAACUAGUUUGGAAAAGAGUGAAAUUCAAAAAAGGACUCUUCUCAAGGACAAUGUUCAUUUGAAACUCACUCCAGCUUCGACAUGUUCAUCGGAAUGCUCUUCUCGAAUGUCAUCUCCUGAACUCGCUCAAAGUUUUGAUCAAAUUUCAAAAGAUGUUCCAUCAAUGAUGGAUCGAAUUGAGAUCAAAGAAGUGGUAAGCCAUCACGAUGCAAUAACCACUCUUUCAACACAAUCAACAACGACAUCUGUGAAAUCGAUCACUCCUCCAACAAUCGAAAUUCCAUCUCAAUCAAAACAAGACAGGAUUGAAUUUCCACAAAAUAAUAGUCAUGCAGUAAUAACAACAAGAACUGAGGAGAAACUUCCACCACGAUUAGUGAAAACAGUUCCAACUCCAGAGAAGGCCAGUCAAAAGACUGUAGAAAUUACACCUCACCGACAAAUAACUGUCAAACUUCUUUAUCAAGAAGAAAAUCUCACUCUCGCAAGAAUAACUGUAAAAAUUGAUGUCACACAAUCUUCAUUCGAAAAAACUGAAAACAAACUGCACGACACAACCGUUCAUCCAUCUUCUCAGUUGGAAGAGGAGGAACGAAUACCAACCCUGUUGUCACAUUCACAAGAAAGCACAAACGAACAUAGCAACAGCGAUCAUUCGACCGAAGGAUCCAAUCAUCUCCAUGGCCAUGGCCAUUACCAAAAUGAAAUGACAGAGGCUUCAGUUCCAAGUUCAAUCAUUACAAAUGAAGAAGAAGAUACCACAAAUACAGAAGAUGAUCUGACACUCAUGGACGAUGAAGAUGAACCUCUUUUACAAGCUCAAUUACAGGCUUUAGAAGUUUUCAAUAUUGACAUUGAUGUCGAAACAAGCACACCAAGCUCUGGAAAAUUUUUAUGUCCAUUAAGCUCAUCGAGUACUAUUUUUGCUCAAAUGGGAAAUGUUUUCAAAGAUGUGGAAAUUGAGAAGAAUGAAGAUUAUGCUCGAUACUUUAGAAAUACCAAUUUCGACAACUAUCAUGACAAUGUCAAGUCCAUUUUGGAAAUCAACAAAAAGAGAAUGAGCAAAAGAGCAAUGAGAAAAGCAGAAGCAUCGGUCAAACUUCAAAAACAAGUUGAGACUUACAGAAAAAAACAAUGGAUUUUCCGAGAAGUUUUUCAAAGUUUAGGUAGCAAGGAAUUUGAAGCCAUGCUCUCACCAGAGAAUUAUGUCGAUGCUGAAGAGUUAGAUGGGUUUGAACAAGUCACAGUGAAUGGUUUAUUUGAAGAAAGCGAAAGAACUCUGAACCCACUCUUUGAAGAAGAAAUGAUUGAAAAGAAUCCUCUGUACGAAGAAGAAUACAGUACAAAUAAUCCAUUAUUCGAUCCAACGGAUGAUAUUAUCACAACAAUUUACAACUUUGACGAGAGUGAAAGAACCUUUGUCGAGAGACUGAAACAAGAUUUGCCACGAAUUGGAGGUUUAAUUUCAAAACUCAAACAAAAUCACAGUAAGGCCUUCACAGGAGAAGCACUCGUGAACUGGAUCAUGGAAAAAGGAUCUGGAAAGUUCUUACGUUUGGAUGCUGUUUGCUUUGCUCAACAAAUGAUGAAUCAAAUGAUUUUUAAAAAUGUUGAAAAAUUCAAUCCAACCUUUGAAGACAGCUCAACAAGCUUGUACAUUUUCUAUGAGGAAUAUGAAAGCAAAAAUACGUUGAAUAUUGAUGAGUCAAAAAUUGGAGAGUUUGAGCCACAAUCUUCAUUUGUUUCAGUGUAUCGAGCAUUGACAGAAUUAGGAAAAGAAAUGAAUUUUCAUUAUGAUCUCAGCGCCAAAUAUGAAUCAAAACCAAUUUUUGAUUAUCAGGCAUUCGCUUUUAGUGAACACUAUGCAAUUUUGAUGGAUGAAGUGAGAAAAUUGCAAAAAGUUGAUCCAAACACCAUUGUAGAUACAAACUUUAGAAAAUGCUUUUUUAUUAACAUUUACAAUAUCAUGGUUCUUCAUGCCUUGAUGCGAUGUGGAAAGCCAACCAAUUUUUUACUCAGAAAACGAUUUUUCCAUCAAAAGAAGUAUUUAAUUGGAAGAUACAAAUUAUCACUCGAUGAGAUUGCUCAUGGAAUUCUUCGUGGAGAAAAGUACAGUAGAAAAACAAGUGGAAAUUUCAAUAACUUGGAACGAGAAAAUCACAUUUCUUCAAAGUUUAAGCAAAAGAUAUUGGGAACUGAAGACAAUUCUGCGAUCAGUGCAUUGAAUAAUUUGAGAAUUCCAGAGUUUGAUCCAAGAAUUCACUUUUGUUUAUAUCGAGCAGAUAUGAGCUCGCCUCGUUUCCAGCUCUUCUCAGUGGAUAAUCUUGAAUAUGAGAUAGAAAAAGCAACUCGAGAAUAUAUUCAAAGGGAAACCAAAGUAGAUGUUGAUUCAAACACCAUUCACUUGUCAAAAUUUUUCCAAUGGUUCAGAGAAGAUUUUGCUUACUCGGAUGAUGAUAUUAUCAAUUUUGUGAGCAAAUACUUGGAUUUUGUUUCCGUUGCAAAGAUUGGCGAAAUGAAAGACAAUAAUGAUCAACCUAUCCAUCUGAACUACCGAUACAACACAUCAUUGAAUAUAGCAACAAAUAUUUCACAGGACGACAACAAGGAAGUCAAUAUUGAACUAGCUCAAGUGAGAACCAAUCCAAAACUUUUACCCUUCUUCAUUUCAUACAGCGAGCGAGAAAAAUCAGAGGAAAAUAUAUUGUUCUGGCUUCGAGUUGAGAAUUAUAAACAAAUUGAAGAUCCAGAGACUCGUUUGGUGGAAGCUCGAAAAAUUUUCGAUGAAUUUUUAAAAUUGAACGGCGAACGAGAGUUGAACAUUAAUCGAAAAUCCGCCCGAGAAGUUGAAACUGAAUUACUUCGUCAUGAAAACAGGCAAUCGGAAGAUCCAAUUCGAACAGAGCUAUUUUAUUCCGUGCAAUUAAUGACUGAACUUUUAAUGAUUGACACUUAUGAACGUUUCUUACGGAGCGAUCUCUAUAGCUCAGUUGUUGAAAUUAUGAAAGAAGAAAUGAAAAAUGUAGAAAUUGACACGCCUCGAAGAUCUCCUUCCAUUACUUUUGGAUCUCGACCUGAAAAUGUCUUUGAAGGCGAGGUCACAUUCAAAGAAUUGCAAUUACGAAGAUCACGACUGACCGAUUUCCAAACAGCUCCUCUCACCAGUCGAACGUCUGGAAGAACACUUGAAUCCCCAGUGGGAACAGCAGUUUCAUCUUCAUUACCAACCUAUUUCACAAGUGGAGUCACUAAUGUAGAGACUCCUGCUAGUGUUGGCACUCCAAGAUCCUAUAAGAGUGAUUUGCUGUAA